AUGGACGGCGUGUCCCUCGUCUCCGACGACCUCCUCGAUCCGCCGCCUCGACUCUACGAGCGACUACGCCAAAUAGCCGGUUAUACAUGGGACGAGAACCAGUUGCCAUUCCACUCUUCCUAUGAUUACUGGCAUGUCUUUGGAACCCGCUUCGUCUCUCCAUUCUCCCCUCCCUCAAGCUCUCACAAUGCCUCGAGUCCAGGAUCCAUCUUGAAGUUCCAUUCUGGCCGGCCAUCGCCGUCGGAACCUUAUCCCUCGGCCUCGAGCGACACCACCGAUUUACCGGCAAUCACACCUCCAGCUUCGGUACCCUCGAAUGUAUCCAAUGAUGCCCCCUACGUCGAAGAGCAAGUCGUUGCUCGCAUAUCCUUCCAUGCCCUCCGAGAAGAGCGCGCUUUUCACAUCGCCAAGAGUCUAACGGCAGACUCGGAUCCGAAUGGGCAACAUAUCGUGAAGCCACUCGACCUAAUUAGGCUGAACCCUCUUCCAGGCGACCGCGCACCCGUCAUUGUUGCCAUCUAUCAACAUCCCGGCCCCAAUUAUCUCCUCGAGGUCCUUGACAUGGGCCCAGCCUACUACAGAGCCCGUACUGUAGGAGAGACAUUUACAUCGCUUCGCAAAAACGAGCCCGAACUACACGACCCGAUCUCCUUGCAGUACUUUCUCGAUUUUGCCAUCGGUGCAGCACAAUGCCUCGAGGUUCUUCACCACGGUCUGGGCAUGAUUCAUGGCGAGAUUCGAGGCGAUGCGUUUCACUUCAACGCUGAAGAUGGGCAGGUCAAAAUACUAUCAUUUGGGUCCGGAAUACGCUCAUUUGAGCAUGGCUUGACAAGUAGUGGGUGGUCGACUCUCUCCAAAGAACUUGGCGCUCGAAACAAGCUCCUCUACAUUAGCCCCGAACAAACAGGGCGAAUGCCCGCAGAACCAGACAGCCGGACUGACAUAUAUUCCCUGGGUGUCUUGUUCUGGACGCUGUUGACCCAGAAACCCGUUUUCGACGGUGACAGCCCUCUCGACAUUGUCCAGGGAGUUCUCGGGCGCAGGAUACCCAAUGUGUCGACCGUACGACUGGACAUUCCCGACGUGGUUGGAAGAAUUAUUCAGAAAUGCACAGCCAAGAAUGUUACUGACCGUUACCAUUCGGCGAGCGGGCUUCGUCACGAUCUGGUCAAGGUUCAGGAGUUCCUGGGCGACGGGGAUUGGUUGGCGCUUAAGGAGUGGAAGAUUGGAACCAAGGAUGUAUCGUCCUUUUUCAUGCUUCCUACCAUCAUGAUCGGUCGCCAACGGGAGCAGGCUGAGCUUGUCAAGGUCAUUGAUCGUGUUGCCAAGGCUCAUUCCAUGACUCUAAAGGGCGGCAGCAACCGCUUCUCUGACGGCUCAAGCUUGUCAAACGAGGUGGCUGCUUUCGACGACAUCUCAAGCGAGGGAGCGAGCUCUAUUGAUGGUACCAACCGUCGAAGUGGUUCUUUUACUCAUACAGCGUCCUCAGAUCCUAAACUACCAAAGACUACCUUUCACCCGUUCUUCUCGGAUACCCAGACGAAUUCUGGCGAUACCAUCUCAUCUUCGCCAUCAGGCGCUUUCCCUCGGGUUGCCAAGCCGUGGGAGAGGCACCAAUCCAUCUCAAUUGAGACUCGCAGUCUCGUUGAUAGCACCGGAGCGGAAUCACAGAAUCGUCACAGCCUAGUAGAGUCAACCGCGUCGAGCCUUUCCAGGCAGCUGGGGUCAGCCAAGUUCCGCCGUCGUGAUCACUGCGAGGUUGUGGCGAUCGAGGGUGCUGGAGGACUGGGGAAGAGCUGUCUCGUCCAGAGUGUUCUUGCAGAGGCCAGGAGACGAGGUUAUUGCGCAACAGCGAAAUUCGAUACUGCAAGAAGAACAGCCUUUGGACCACUGCUUAAGUUGUUAUCGUCCCUGUUCAAGCAGGUCUGGGGCGAGAGAAAUACAGAGACUCCUUUUCACCAGGGGCUCAAGCAGUUCGUCCGCCCUGUCUGGCCCAUGCUGCACCGGUUACUAGGGCUUCCCGAGUUCCUCCUUGGCCCUCCUGAGGUCAAUCCUGGGCGGUCAAUCUCCUCGUCUCAGCACCUUUACCUGAAGAGCAAUGGGAAGGCUGGACUGAAGCGCCGUGGUUCUUCUCCGGGAUGUUCGCCUGGCCCUGUUGCGAGAAACCCUAGCAUCGCUUCUCAGUCAUCACAGGAUUUUCUCCGAGCCGGCACAUCUACCAAGACCAUGCGAUUGAUGAACAUUUUCUUGGACGUCCUUCGAGUGUUCACGGCACACAAGUUCAUAUGCUUCUGUUUGGAUGACCUCCACUUUGCCGACGAUGAGUCCCUCGAGCUCAUUUCUCAAAUCAUUGCUUCGAGGAUGAAGAUGGUCAUCAUUGUCACAUACCGAACAGAGGAAUUCACAUGGGAGAAGAUCCAGAGCAUCGUUCACCCCCCUGAGUCGGACGAGUUUCCCCGCUCUGGUGGCCCCCUGGUCACUCGGAUCACUUUGUCAGCUCUCUCUGAAGACGACAUUGUUCAAUACGUCUCGACAACGCUCUGUAGGCCCAUGGACGAAGUCCUCCCUCUCGCUCUCGUUCUGCAAUCCAAGACAGCAGGCAAUCCAUUCUACAUGCGAGAGAUGCUGAGUGCCUGUUACCGAAAGCGGUGCAUUUGGUACGAUUACAGGGACAGCCAAUGGCAUUAUGACCUAGACAGACUCUUCGAGCAGUUUCAAGGGGAGAAGGACUACGAUGUGCUCGACACGGGUUUCAUUACGCACAGGUUGACCGAACUGCCGGCAGCAGCCCGGACUUUGCUCGCCUGGGCGGCUCUUAUCGGCAACUCGUUCUCGUUCGAGCUCAUUUGCCACCUGAUGGGCGGUGAAUUCGAUUAUCACGAAGACGACUGGGGAUCAUGUUGCCCGACCUUUGCACACAAGAGCUACUCGCAGGGUGAAGCCAUCGCUGGCCUUCAGGCGGCCAUCCAGGCCUACAUAAUCGUACCUAGCGAGUCAGAUGAUCGGUUCCGAUUCGCUCACGAUCGAUACAUCCAUGCGUCUUCAGACUUGCAAGAGUGCAACUCCCGAAAGAUGCACUUCAUCAUUGCACAAACACUCCAGAAGUACUAUGCCGGCGAAUCUAGGCAACGAGACAGCACAGCUUCUCAUAUCUGCGAGGCGGUCGACAUCAUCAAGCGACGGAUUCCAAGCCGUCAUGAGUACCGCAAGCUGUUGACAGAUUGCGCGCAAGCUGCUGCAGAGAGUGGCGCGAAGCCAACCGCAGCCAAGUACUACAGCACAGCAGUUGCGCUUCUUCAGGACAACCCCUGGACUGAGGGCAAAGACGACGUUUCGUAUGACGAGACGAUGCAACUCUACCUUAGGGCGGCCGAGUGCUAUCUGUACAUGGGCCAUUAUGCCCCGGCGAGCGAAACACUGGCCACCAUCUUUGCCAACUCGAAGACAGCUUUCGACAAGGCACCAGCAUAUGUUCUGCAGUCAAGGGUAUAUGCCCAGAACGGCGACUCGUCUCAGGCUCUUGUCUCCCUCAAGGAAUGCCUGGUCGAGCUGGGGGUUUCGGUGGAUGAGGACCCAACCUUCCAGACUUGCGACGCGAAGUUUGAGCGCCUUUCCAUCCAGAUUCAAACCAUGGAUCGGGCCGAGCUGGUCAGCUACAACCAGGCCGAGGAUCCAAGUGUCGCUUCUAUCGGAGCAGUCCUCGCCGAGACCAUUAGUGCUGCUUGGUGGAGCGAUGGUCUACGAUAUUACAAUCUUACUCUCACCAUGGUAGAGAUGCACCUCCAACGGGGUGCGUACCCACAAUCUGGCAUGGGUUUCCUCUAUCUCGCCAUGAUCUCUCUCUCGCGGUUCAACAUGACACAGUUCGCUGUGGAUCUAGGUAUCGCCGCUCAAGAGCUGCUCUAUCAGUCUCGAGACGCCUUCUCACUCGCUCGCGGCUUGAUGCUUCACCCGAUGUGCAUUGGACAUGUUCACAUGACGAUGCCCACAAUCAUGGCACAGAUGGAAGAUGCUGUUGAGUAUGCAUCAGUUGCUGGCGACCGGAUAUCGACCAUCAUGAGCUACGGAGUGUCUGCCCUGUUCAAGUUCUUCAGCAACGAGAACUGCGCAGAUCUCGAAGGGUUCUGCCAGUACGGCUGCGAGGAGAUUCCGAACUGGUACACCGAUUCUAGGGGUGGGUCGGUUCUCAUCGCCGUUAGGCAGCUCUGCCGUGCCCUUCAGGGCAAGACUCGCAUUCGCAUCGCCUCGGAGGUGAUGAAUGACGAGCAGCACAACUCGGAGUGCUACAAGAAGUGGUUGCUUAGCGGCAAUCGCCAGAGCAAUCGAUCCAUCCUCUUCUACGAGAGCUUCGAGAUGAUACCCCUAUACCUCUAUGGCCAUUACGAGCGUGCCGUUGAGCUUGGGAAGAAGUCUACUGAUAACCUGACCAUGCUCUGGUCCUCACGCAACAGCAGGAUGAUAUUACUAUUCUAUGGCUUGGCCCUUGCCGGACGGUUGCUGCAACAGAUGCAGGUUCCCUGCUCGCCUACUGAAGACUUUGCCUCGCAGGCCGAGGAGGUCAUUGGGGAGCUGCGUCGCUUCGUGAGGAUGAUUGAUGAAUGGGCACUUGUCUCAGAUAUCAACUACCUUUGCUGGUCGAAGCUGCUCCAGGCUCAGAUUGCAGAGUUAUCCAAGGACCACGGAACCGCCAUCCAGCACUACGAGCACGCUCUAGACCACGCCACUGAGUACGAUGCUGUGUUUGAUGAGGCUCUGGGCAACUAUCUCAUGGCAGGUCUCUUCAUCCGACGAAAGGCACGCCGGUCUGCUCGUGCGGCACUCGUGGAAGCUGUUAGCUUGUUCCGACAGAUGGGUGCCAACGGAGUUUCAAAGGCCAUCGAAGAGGAGCAUAGUCUCCUCCUACAUGGGCCAACAAGAAGCCACCGAACCACCGACAUGGGCGUACAGACUGACUUUGUUGCCGACGCGACGUCGGUCCAGUAUCGAGCUGUGGAUGGCGAAGACGGAGGAGAUCUGACACACAUCACUUCCAACAACAUGAACAUGACUGACCUGAAGGGAGAGCGCAUAGGGGCGUGGCGAGGUUCAAUGAACAUGCAGGCUGAGCCUGGGGCAGGGUUGCCUGCUCUCGAUAUGAUCGACCUCCAUGCCAUCCUGGUGUCCUCGCAGGUCAUAUCGUCGGUGCUGCAGGUGGACGAGCUGCUCAAGACCAUGUGCGACGUCAUCCUCCAAACCUGCGGCGGCUCAGCGACACGUGCCGCCAUAGUCGUCCAGGAGAACGACUCGGACUCGUGGUGCGUAGCUGCCAGCGGUGACCCCGAGAGAGGUGCUUCAGCCCACAUACCAGGCAUACCCUUGUCAGGGACGUCGCUGAUAGCCGAGAAUGUUGUUCUCUACUGCACUCGCUUCCUGGAGUCGGUCUUUGUUCCCGACUUGAUAGCUGAUGAGCGGUUCGGCAACGUCAACCAAUCCUGGCUGCAGAGAAACCCUGUUGGCAAAGGGAUCAUCGCCAUCCCCAUCUGUCACGGUAACAAGCCGCUUCUGGGGGUCUUGUAUCUUGAGGGCGAGCCCGGUGCCUUCACUGAUCGCAAUGUCACUGUGUUGCAGCUCCUCGUCAACCAGAUCGGCAUUAGCUACUCCAACGCACUCGCCAUGAAGAAUGUCGAGAAGAUCUCGGCAGAGAACCGAUCCAUGGUGGCAGUUCAGAAGCGCGCUCUAGCCAAGGCUCUUGCGGCCGAGACAAAGGCCAAGGAUGCAGAGGCGGAAGCGAAGCGCAAUGUCAAGCUCGCUGAGGAAGCCGCCAAGGCAAAGUCCAUCUUCCUGGCCAAUGUCUCUCACGAACUUCGCACUCCUCUCAACGGCGUGAUUGGCAACUCGGAACUGCUUCGUGACAGCGUCCUGGAUAAAGACCAGCUCGAGAUGGCAGACUCGAUCCGUGUCUCUGCUGACCUGCUGCUAACUGUCAUCAACGACAUCCUCGACUUCUCCAAGAUGGAGGCGGACAAGAUGAAGCUAUACAUCAUCGCUUUCAACCCAGAAGACAUGGUCCGCGAGGUGGUCAGGGCCGUAUCGUACAGCAAUCGUGAAAAGACUUCCAAGAAGAACGUCAAGAUCGUGCAAGAUAUCAACCUGCCGCCCAUGCUGAUCUACGGCGACCCCAUUCGCCUCCAUCAAGUUCUUGGCAAUCUUAUUGGAAACAGCCUCAAGUUCACUGAGGAUGGCUCCAUCACCAUCGGGGCCCGUCUCGACAAGGAGACCAAGGAGCAUGCCAUGCUCACCUUCUGGGUCCGAGAUACAGGCAUCGGCAUCCCCCCUCAGCAGCUGGCCAAACUUUUCCAGCCCUUCAGUCAGGCUGACGCUAGCACAGCAAGAAAGUAUGGCGGAAGCGGCUUAGGUCUUAGUAUCUGCAAGUCCCUCAUCGAGACCAUGAUGAAGGGCAAGAUUCGGCUUGAGAGCGAGGAGAAUGUGGGCACGACAGCUUGGUUCACAGUGACAUUCGAGAAGGCCAAGUCGGAUGUCGCUGCUGGUGACGCCCAAUCCAAGACGACGCCUCCCAUCGACCGAUACUCGGCCACCACUUCUCCUCUGGAGCGGGCUGACUCGCCCAACCCAUACCUGGACCUGUCCAAGGUGCCCAAGGAACAGGUUCGCAUCUGCGUGGCUGAAGACAACCCCAUCAACCAGAAGAUCGCCAUCCAGUACGUGCAGCGGCUGGGCUACAAAGGAGUCGUGGCCUAUGACAAUGGUCUCAAGGCGGUCGAGGGGCUCCGGCAGAAGGCCAAGGAGGGCAAGCCAUAUCACGUCGUCUUGAUGGAUGUCCAGAUGCCGGUCCUAGAUGGCUAUGAAGCGACAAAGCUGAUUCGAAAGGACUCGCUGGAUGCGGUGCGCAAGAUCCUGGUCAUCGCAAUGACUGCCUCUGCGAUCCAGGGCGACAGAGAGAAGUGCCUGGCUGCUGGCAUGAAUGACUAUCUCGCCAAACCUGUCCGGUCAGAAGUGCUGAAAAAGAAACUCGACGCAUAUCUCAGCACUGAACAUGCCCCAAACAGCACAGCGCAGACUCAUUCGGCACCUCACCCAGCGCCUCAACCAGCGGCCCCGAGCCCUCAGCCAAGUACCAACUCCAACUCCAACUCUCACGGGCCCAACAGAACUAUUGUUCUCCCGCCUCCAGUUGUCCAACCAACUCCCAGGGCAGCAAAGCCAUCCACUACAGUCUCGGACCCCAUGCAAGAAGAGGCUGUAUUCAAUCAACCAAUCGACUACACUUCCUUGCAGGCGCAAGAUAGCCCCGUCUACAGCAAAGAACAUGCUCAUGCCCCAGAGCCGGCACCAUUGACCAUACGGGACAGCUCGCCACACUCGACAACCGCCGCUGCACUCAGCCGUGUGUCGAGCGACAGCCGCUCAGUGGACUUUGCGCCUACGGUGGACGGCGCUCCUCAGCAGCAGCAGCAUAAGCGUCUGCCUCGGAAGCUUACCAAGAAUAGGCGGAACAGCGAGUCAAACAGCGAGAGGCCUUCCCUGGUUGGCACCCCGGCCGACAAGACCAAGGGUCUCCUCAAGAAGGCCCCCCAGCGACAAAGCUCGACAAGCCUCGUCGAGGACGGUCAAAAGGCCGAGAAUACCCCAUUCGGGACCUCGAAGGACCCCAGCAAGCGCAGCAGCUUCACUUCCACGGGCUCGUCGAUCAAGGACCGACUCUUCCCUCACUAG
This is a messenger RNA of Fusarium keratoplasticum, 7713 nucleotides long. RefSeq lists its product as uncharacterized. The transcript is spliced from 3 exons. Lineage: Eukaryota; Fungi; Ascomycota; Sordariomycetes; Hypocreales; Nectriaceae. The record is from RefSeq and is a predicted model, not a curated record. Gene Ontology annotation, biological process: phosphorelay signal transduction system; protein autophosphorylation. Gene Ontology annotation, molecular function: phosphorelay sensor kinase activity; protein binding; ATP binding. The coding region runs from base 1 to 7713 and encodes 2570 amino acids.